GUUGCUAGCGACGAAGGAAGCUACAGUUUAGUACUAGACGUGCGGAGAAGGUUUUUUUUACUCUUAUUCAGAUAGCAUUCAAAUAAGGUGCAGAAUUGUUUUUAAGAAUUUAUAAUGGAAGAUGAACAACUGCGACAGAUUGCACAGCUUUUGGUGAAAGAUGUAAUAGAGAAAGCUGUUGAUAAAAUAAAAACCGAAACAAGGGAAAUGGACAAAGGUCUUGACCAGGGGGUAGAUGAAAUUGUAGGGCUGACCAUUGGACGGUCAAUCAACGCCAUCCGCGAAGGUAAAAGUUCACCAACUGAUCAUAAGAUGGAGGUUAUGCUUGGACUCAACAAAUCCUUGGUUACUCCAACACCGGAAGUAGCAUCUAGCACAACAGGAAGUAAGCUUCUUGAUAUCAAAGAAGAGCGAAUCAAGCCAAGUGUAGGAGGAAACGAUAACAAGUCUCAUAUUUUUACCUCUAAUCCCACCAAAGACCACAAGCCGACAGGACACAAGAUAGGGCACGUGGCUACAACGGAUGCGCAGGUGAGCAAGGGCUCUCACAAGAAGAAUGUACUGGGACGAUUGUUGGACAGAAUUAUCAAGAGAGACAAGAAAGAGGCCAAGGAAGUUAAUGCUGCUACAGCUGGUGGCAGCACCAACACCUCAGUCGGUGGAAAGAAGAAGAGUUCUUCCAAGGCCCAUAACAAGAGAGACUGGGUCCGUAGAAAUCUCCUGUGCUGCUUCGUCAGACAGGCUGCCACAGUUGAGCCUUUAUUUGACUGAACAUUAUAAAGAAAAAUAGUCUGUUUUGAACAAUGUGCGGGAAAGUCGGAACAUGAUGUGACUGUAAUAUAAUUUAGUAAUAUUUAUAUGAUGUUGAUAUCUGCGACUUUUUAUUUAAAUUUGAGAGGUCAGGGUGGUGUCAACCACAGCAUUUGGCUUUAUGUCAUUAAGGUCAUUUAUGUUCUCAAACUCUUUAGUAUUUAAUGCAUGCAAUCUGCUAGCCAUAUAUCAUAACUCAGUGUAUUUUACUUCACCAGUCUUUUAACUUGAACAUACUUCAACCCUGUGACCAGGAAUAUAGGUCAAGGUCAUUUCUUUUCUAAACUACUUUUGUUUGCAUCAUUGACAGUAUGUCUGUUUUUAUAACAUACAGGCGUAACUAUAAUAUCCAGUUUAAGUGUUUAAAUGUAUUUCACCCACUGGGUUUAAAUUUCGGUCAAGGUCAUUUCUUUGUGUAGAACGUUGUAUUAUUCAAUAUGCCAGUAAGUUGCAUGAUAAUACAUGGUACCAAGAGAUUCCGGUUGUGAAGAAUGACGCGUAUCAAUGUUUUAAAAGAUUUGACACUUUUGAUUUUGCCCUAUACUAUAAAUCAAGGUCAUUUCUUUUCCUUGACUUUGUGGCACUCCGUGCCAGCAAUCUACCGGUCAUACAUAUCAGAAUUCCAGGCCCAAAAAGAUGUUUGUCUUAAGAGAAACAUUGUGGGCCUAUGUAACCUUGAAUAUAUGUCAAGGACAUCCUCUUUUCUUGUUGCACGCAUAGGCAACAGGCUACUGACUGAGUUUUGUGUUAAAUGUGAUCCUGGGAUCUUAAAUAAAGGUCACAAUUAUUUAUUUUUACAAACUUUGUAACACUCCAUACCCAAAGUGGCCCUGUUUAUACACAGAUUUUGUUUUUACUAAGGGUGAUACAUGUUUAUGAUAACUACAGCUGGAUCAUUACUAGAAGAUGUCAGACACCUCAGAUGUAAGACAUAAACAGGACACGUCUAGCCGGACACCCUGAUGCACUGCACGAAUUAAGAAGGUUGAUGAAAAAAAAAAAAAUAAUAAUAAUAAACGCA
Molecule: messenger RNA, 1831 nt
Organism: Mizuhopecten yessoensis (Yesso scallop)
Lineage: Eukaryota; Metazoa; Mollusca; Bivalvia; Pectinida; Pectinidae
Exons: 5
Coding region: 115-771 (218 amino acids)
Source: RefSeq, a predicted model, not a curated record